Molecule: messenger RNA, 225 nt
Organism: Sphenostylis stenocarpa
Lineage: Eukaryota; Viridiplantae; Streptophyta; Magnoliopsida; Fabales; Fabaceae
Source: the annotation of a GenBank genome assembly
AUGGAGUUUGCUCAACAUAAGAUGCAAGACAAGGAACUAAAUGGGAUUAUGUGUCAAUUGCUACAGUGUGAAGAAGAGUGGCGCAGCUCUCAACCAACCUUUCCCAAAGAAACUAUAAAAAAUUUGGUGGAUAAUCUGGUGGAUAUUUCGUUUGACAAGCCAACCUUUCCCAAAGAAACUAUAAAAAAUUUGGUUCGGUUAAUAAUUGAGAAAAGUGGGAAGUAA